GGCCAGGAGGCCACCGAAACCAACUUAAGCAUGGCGUUGAACUUUGAGGCCUAUCUUUGCACCAAAAUUAAUCCACUAUAUUGCUACAAAGGUCACACUUACUGCGAUUGCAGUGAUGAUGCCUACAACCAUGAGGUUUUCAGCGGAAAUGCACUACUGGACAAAGUAAUCGCAAGUCGAAGGGAGCGGUUUAUUAAGCGACCGACGAACACCUUUGGACAAUUUGAAACACCCUGUUCGAACGUCAUGGCCGAGUUUGUAAGAAUGGCAGAUGACACAAAGACAGAAGACUUGGAGAAGUUGUUUUUUCGCAUCUGGAAGCUACGAAAGCCAGGCCUAGUAUUGUCUCUUCAUGGCUCAGUCCCAACGGCGAAGGCAUCUCAAAAGCGCUGUUAUGGCUUGAUUUUUGGAGUUCUUCAAAAAACUCGUAAAUUUCAAUCUAUUCCUAGCUUUUCCUGUCGUAUGAUUAACGAGACUCAUCAGCGCAUUCAUGAAAGUCUUAAAAUCGGAGCAUAG
Molecule: messenger RNA, 516 nt
Organism: Hydatigera taeniaeformis
Lineage: Eukaryota; Metazoa; Platyhelminthes; Cestoda; Cyclophyllidea; Taeniidae
Source: the annotation of a GenBank genome assembly